CCUCUCACACGUUUAUUUUUCUUUGCCUCUGAAUUUAUAAAAUUAAAAAAUGUCUUCUGAACGGCAGCAGCAGCAAAAUGUCUCGGAUGGCCCGGCACCAGCCGUGGCCAUUGGACCCGAGCCCUCACCCAUGAGCCACGCCGAAUCCCUGGACAGCAUAAUGGAAAAGCUCCGCAGCACCCCGCUCUUCAUGACCGAUCUCGCCGAUGCAGGCGAAGGAAACGACGCUGUCGAAGCGCUCAAAAGCCUUGCCUACGACGAGCCACCUGAGGAAAUGGCGACCAACCUGAAAAACGAAGGCAACGAUUGCUUCAAGUGCAAAAACUUCAAGGACGCAGUACAAUACUAUACGCGCGCCCUUGACUACGACGGCCAUGAUAAUCGCGACCUCAAGGUCUCCCUAUUGACUAACCGGGCGGCAGCCAAUCUUGAGCUUCAAAACUACGGCCGGGCCAUUCAGGACUGUGCAGAUGCCUUGAGAUUGAAGCCAGAUAACUCAAAGGCGCUGUUCAGGUCGGCAAAGGCAUGCUUGGCUUUGCGAAAGUUCGAGGAAGCCAGGGAGUGUUGUAAAUGGGGGCUGGAGGUCGAUCCCAGUAACCGCGAGCUGGUGCGUCUGCAAGCGCAGAUCAAGGACACUGUGGAGGCUGAGGAGCGCAAGGUCAGGGAGCGCGAGGAGCGCGAAAGGGAGAAGGCGCGUGUGCGUGAUUUGCUCCGCCGCGCUGUGGAGAUCCGCAAGGGCCUGACCUUUGACAAUACAGGGAGCAAGGGGCGCGCGAAGGAUGCGUAUCCGUGGGAGAAUAGCUCGGACAGGGAGGUUGUUUUGGACGAAUCCACGGGCCACCUCCUGUGGCCUGCAUUCUUCUUGUACCCUGAGGCUAAGGAGUCUGACUUUGUUGAGAAAUUUGACGAGGCGACGACGCUGGGAGAGAUGCUCGAGGUGGUCCUCGCAGAGCCCCCCGCAUGGGACAAUAGGGAGAACCCAAAGUACACUGUGGACUCGGUCGACACCUACUUCUUGCACCGCCCCGUUGGUGGCUUCGACGAGGACGAGCGCCUGGUUAAAGUUGGCAUGAACACGUGCUUGGGCACUGUGCUAGAUCACGAACGCUAUGUUAUCCGGGACGGUAUCCCCAGCUUUGUCGUGCUGCCUCGCAAGGGCGCCUUCACCGAGCAGUUCAUCGAUCGCUACCGCAAACUGCGCCAGGCCAAGGAGUCGGCCGUGAGGAAGGUUGCCGCCUGAUCUGACAAGUGAAGCGUGCUUGGAUCGAGAUUGUUAUUUUUCGCCGAAUAGAAAAAUAAACUUGCUAUUAUUUUCGUGUUGAGCUGGUCUCUCUCUCCGUUUCCAUCCUUAAACGCCCUGUGUCGCGAGCGCAAAAAAAGAC
This is a messenger RNA of Kickxella alabastrina, 1382 nucleotides long. RefSeq lists its product as uncharacterized. The record is from RefSeq and is a predicted model, not a curated record. The transcript has a single exon. Lineage: Eukaryota; Fungi; Kickxellomycota; Kickxellomycetes; Kickxellales; Kickxellaceae. The coding region runs from base 50 to 1240 and encodes 396 amino acids. Gene Ontology annotation, molecular function: Hsp90 protein binding.